AUGCAGGGGGCGGUGCUCGGCUCGGCUUCUAAUUUCACUAUAAAAUGGCGCAUGCAAGUGACAUUCUUUGUCAGUUGCCAGGAACACACUCGGAGUGCAGCAGCAGUAGCGCGCCUCAGUGCGACCGAUCGUUUGUGGCCUUUGUGGCCAAAUUGUGUGUUGUUACUACACACGUAUCUCGAUCAUUUGGGCCUUGCUUGCAAAGGGACUUUACGCUCCGCGUGGAUCGUUUUUCCUCGUCUUACCUCCUCCAAAGAACCAAAUCUCUUCGUUCCAGCACAGCAACCGGAACAGCUGCAGCAGCUCGAUCCAGCACCUCAUCGAGCAGCAUCAGCAGAAACAACAGCAGUACUAGGCUUUUCCGGAAGCAUCGACAGCAGCGGCGGCGGCAACUGUCCAUCAUCCACGUGA
Molecule: messenger RNA, 411 nt
Organism: Gongylonema pulchrum
Lineage: Eukaryota; Metazoa; Nematoda; Chromadorea; Rhabditida; Gongylonematidae
Source: the annotation of a GenBank genome assembly